CUGUCCACUUCAGCACCAGGCAGGAGAAAAGUCAGCUCGAGAUUGGGAAUCCAGGACCACGGACAAAUCCUUCAUAAGAGGACGGCUCCCCUCAGCGUCACACGUUGUCCGAAAUACAGAAACACUCACCGCUGUCGGCCGUCCAACAAUUCCCUUGUUCAGGAGUGAGGGAUACGAAUAAGAACGUCAUCACCAUGUAUGAUGGGGCGAGGGUGCCUUCCCCCCAGGACAUUGUUAACGGUGUGCUUCCUACGGCCGUGGCCAUGGCAGGAAUAGGAGCCGGGGAGGGCGGGUCAGUGUCGUCACCCGCCCCGGCUGUGGGGCCCAAUCCAGAAGAAGAGGAGGUUCCGGUGGAGGAGCCUAGCCCGGAGCCUGUCCUCGUGAAGAAGGCCCACAGGGAGAUCCUAGACCAUGACAGAAAGAGGAGGGUGGAGCUGAAAUGCAUGGAGCUCCAGGAGAUGAUGGAGGAACAGGGGUACUCUGAGGAGGAGAUCAGGCAGAAGGUCGGCACCUUCAGACAGAUGCUGAUGGAGAAAGAAGGAGUGAUCACCAGAGAGAGAGCACACACUGACCCAACGGUCAAGGUCCAUGGUGAGGUGCAGACAGACCCAGCUGAAGGUUACCAUGAGGACGGUGAAUGGCACAGAGAUAAAGACGGUUAUAGAAUCAAGAGGAACUCAAGCAGCUCACCAUCUCCUCGACCAAAGAAGAGAAAGAAGAAGAAACGUGCGGUCAGGAGGAGUCGGUUUGACAGCUCAUCUCCUUCCCGCAGAGAGAAGAAGAAGAAAAGUGGGAAAAAACACAAGCGAGACAGGUCGACGUCAGGUCAUAGGAGAAAGAGGAGAUACAGAUCAGGUAGCCCGAAGAACAAACAGAAAGACAAAACCAGAAAGAGAGUCCCCAGUAGGACGUCUCAGCGUAGAGGCAGCUGCUGUAGCUCCCACAGUGCAUCAUUCUCCUCCACAGGUCACAGCCCCUCCAAGUCCCUCGGCAGGCCCAACUCCAAGCACAAGACAGAAGGACACAAGGCCUGUGUGAGCCCGUCCCCGUCUCCGUCCCCCGGUCCUGACGGUCCUGUCACGUGGCACAACGGGCACCACCACCGCGACCGCGGCUGCAACGGCAAGGCGGACAGACUCAACCACAGCCACGCGGUCGAGGAGGACAAGGAGCAAGAUAAGCUGAGAAUGCUGACUGCUGUUUCUCCGGGAGCCCAGUCGACCAUGAUUCUGCCACAACUGAGAGGAGGAGAGAACAAGGCCCACACUGCCCUCUACAGGGCCCCAAGAAGUACUGCUGCCCAGGCUGGAGAGGCCUUACAUGGGGAGGACAGGCAGACGACGGACCUGGGGUCAUCAGGGAGAUGGGGAGGUCACAGAGGUCACAGAGUCCAGGGGAAGCGCUCCCAUUCACCGACUCACAGCAGUGACUCCGCCCACUCUCAACAUAACCUGCAUCCUCACAGAGAAAAGAGCUCUCACCAGAAGAAGACUAAAAGAUCCCACUCUUCCAAGCGUCACCGCCGUGGGGGUCAGGGACAGGCCCAUCACCAGAGGCUGUCUGCAUCCCCAGGGCGGCACCACCAUGCGUCUGGGUCAAGCACCAAGAAGAGUGAGUCUCGGGGGCGGGGCGGUGUCGGGGUCCGGCAGCGCAGCAGCUCCUGGAGCUCAGGACGGUCCUCAUCAUGCUCUGCCUCCAGAGAGAGAGGCCCCAGCAAGGCCAAGUCCCUCCACGUCCAUGCCAGACAGAACAAUUCCAGCUUUUCCGCUAAGGACAGAGAUAGUCCUCACCACUCUGACGCUGACCAUGCUCGUCGUCGUUCCAGGAGCUACUCUCCCAUCAGGAAAAGGAGACGAGACUCUCCCAGCUUCAUGGAGGCUCGCAGGAUCACCAGCGCCCGGAAGCGGCCUAUCCCGUACUACCGCCCCAGCCCUUCCUCCUCCAGUUCCAUGUCAAGCCCCUCCCAUUCAGGGAGGAGUCGCAGCCGCAGCUACAGCUGCAGUCACAGCCGCACCAGGAGUCACAGCCACUCACGCAGCCCCAGGAGCCACAGCAACUACAGUCGCAGCAGCUAUGAAAGCCCCGGCUUCUGAUGAGAGAGAGAC
Oncorhynchus masou masou (cherry salmon) is the source of this 2105-nucleotide messenger RNA. RefSeq names its product serine/arginine repetitive matrix protein 3-like. The record is from RefSeq and is a predicted model, not a curated record. Gene Ontology annotation, molecular function: mRNA binding. Bases 195 to 2093 code for a protein of 632 amino acids. NCBI's taxonomy places the organism in Eukaryota, Metazoa, Chordata, Actinopteri, Salmoniformes, Salmonidae. The transcript is spliced from 14 exons.